AUGUCUAGUGGUCGUACGGCGGGGGGAGGGAGGGGGGAGCGGGAUCUAGAUCUCGGCGCACGCGGGCUUGUCCCACAUGAAGGGGGCCCUGAUGCGCGGAGAGGCGGCCGCCGAGGCAGGGCAACGACCGAAAAAGCGCGCCAAGUCGCAGACAAUGCGGCGCCACAAAAUGGAGCCCCCGCUCCGCACGCAUCGACGAGAAAUGGCGGACAGACUCCGCCUACCGCAGCCCAGCCGGCAGCUGGCCCAUCUGCAGGACAAAGCGCCGUUGCCCCGCCCACAGCGCUGCCGCGCAGGCAGGUAGUCCCGGCCGCUGCACCCCUGCAGCGCCAGGCUCCCCUCCCUGCAACGACCCAGCGCUUCGCGGACCAAUCAGCGCGAGCCUUCCCGGCCCCGCCGGCACGCGCAGCGGACCAACCACCGGCAGCCGCGCCUGACCUUGCGAGCCCCAAGGACUUCCCGGAGCCAAGAUGGCGGCGUCCCACGGCGCCCCGCCAUACUGUCGGCGCCCAACAAGAUGGCGGACAAAUGGAGACCAACGCGCGCCAUGUUGUCGGCGGCACCGCUGCCAACGAAGCCCGCGUGGAACGGAUGCUCAGCUGCAUGGAAACAAUGAUGCAGCAGAUGACUGAGCUCCUGGCCGUGGUGCAGAAAGUUGCAUCCGCCAUCCAACCAUGCAGCCAUCAUGCCUGA
Messenger RNA from Schistocerca piceifrons (Central American locust), 693 nucleotides. Its product is annotated as skin secretory protein xP2-like. NCBI's taxonomy places the organism in Eukaryota, Metazoa, Arthropoda, Insecta, Orthoptera, Acrididae. The transcript is spliced from 2 exons. The coding region runs from base 1 to 693 and encodes 230 amino acids. The record is from RefSeq and is a predicted model, not a curated record.